Ilex paraguariensis (yerba mate) is the source of this 607-nucleotide messenger RNA. NCBI's taxonomy places the organism in Eukaryota, Viridiplantae, Streptophyta, Magnoliopsida, Aquifoliales, Aquifoliaceae. The record is from the annotation of a GenBank genome assembly.
GUAAGACACAACUAUUCAGUCCCUCACACCAAACCCUCUUGUACGGACCCGAUUUUCUCUCCAAUUCCCAAAACUCUAGUUCACUUUCUCUCUCUCUCUAGCAAUAAUGCCGGUCAAGCGUUCUGGAAUCGGACGGUCUUCGAGCUUCAGCGAGUCUAACCUACUCGACCACGUCUCCCUGCCGAUUGAAUCGUGGGAGAUGCGUACAGCGCCGCCUUCCGCCUCCGUGAAGCCGCCAAACAAUCCGAAUAAGGUUUUGAAGACUUCGGUGGUUGAGAAAGUCGAUCAAUCGCGCCCGAAGAUUCUGACUCUCUCGUCUCCGGUACAGGAGAGUGUUGAUCAGACUGAUACGGAGAUGGUUGGAGGAUUUCUAAAGAAUUGUUACUAUUGCAAGAAGAAGAUUCUUGAAGAUGCUGAAGUUUUCAUGUAUGGGUACUUGCGUGCAUUUUGCACUGCUGAAUGCCGUGAUAUGCAGAUUGCCUUGGAGAAGGCGGCCGAGGAACAGUCUGCAAACCGCAUGAUGGUGGAGGGCCAUAGUGCCAUUUGGCAGAAAGAGACAGGGCCCCGGAAUAAGGUCGCCUGGGGACCCGUACACAAGGUCCCAUGA